UCGUGAAGCGCUAGAGUCCGGGACAGAGUUUGAUCUCCAUCACCCCAACUUACGCUCAACAAGCCCGCACUGCUUUUCUUCCUUCCGCUCUUGUUGGGGAGCGUGUGUGUGCGAUAGGCGCACGAGAGACAGAAGGAGGACGCGGGGUCCAAGAAGGACAUGUUCGAGACUCUCAUCAACCCCAAAUCCUUCACGCAGACGGUGGAAAACUUGUUCGACUUCUCAUUCUUCGUCAAGAGCGGGGAGGGCCACAUCACCAUCGACCCGGAGACCAAGCUUCCACAGGUCAAGUUCGACCAAAGCACUCCGAGUGGAGACGCCCCACCCGCCGCUUCGGGCGAUGCGAAGCAGUGGUUGAUGUCCUUCACGCCAGCUGACUUCCGCGAGCUCAAGGAACUGUACGGCAUGGAGGAGUCCAACUUCGAGCACCGCAGCGAGGGGCCCAAGUCAGACUACUACGACCCUCUCACGCAUGGCAAUCGCGAAUCGAACCGCCAGUAGCUUGGCUGUUGAACUAACACGGUAGAUUUUUGGUUUACUGGUUCAUGCAAGCUGCGUGCGCCAUGGCAAGUUUAAUCGACAUAUGGCCGGAACCUGGGAGCGAUGCUGUCUGCAUCGUGGGGCCAUGACUCAUCGUGCUGAAUACACAGCGGCAGGUGGUCGUGGUACGGUAUCUAGCUUGAGUUGACUGACUGCCCUUUGUUGUCUCCUUUUUGUCCCCGGGUGACUCUUGUUCUUGUUGUCAUUUCAUUGUACCGUAGGUUGCGAGUCAGCUAGAGCACAGGGGU
Molecule: messenger RNA, 788 nt
Organism: Ectocarpus sp. CCAP 1310/34
Lineage: Eukaryota; Phaeophyceae; Ectocarpales; Ectocarpaceae
Source: the annotation of a GenBank genome assembly